Girardinichthys multiradiatus is the source of this 1721-nucleotide messenger RNA. Its product is annotated as zinc finger protein 287-like. The coding region runs from base 363 to 1490 and encodes 375 amino acids. Gene Ontology annotation, biological process: regulation of transcription by RNA polymerase II. Lineage: Eukaryota; Metazoa; Chordata; Actinopteri; Cyprinodontiformes; Goodeidae. The record is from RefSeq and is a predicted model, not a curated record. Gene Ontology annotation, molecular function: DNA-binding transcription factor activity, RNA polymerase II-specific; RNA polymerase II cis-regulatory region sequence-specific DNA binding. The transcript has 2 exons.
CUCCGUGUCAGACUUCCGGCGGAAGUAAACAACAAGGCGCUAGCAUCGUUAGCUUCCAGGUUUUCUUCUGUUUAUCGUCGGUUUUUGCUGUGUGAGCUGAAUAUUUCAGAGUCUGCAGUAACAACAUCUUCGGUUCAUCAUCUGAGAGAAUUGAUCAGAGAGCGACUAACUGCUGCUGCUGGAGAAAUAUUCAGAAACAUCGUUCAUUAGGAGGAAGAGAUCGAUCAUCAGCUCAGACUGCUGGAUAUCAGCUGGAAAACCCAGAUCAGAUCAGAACCUACAGCCCUUGCACAGCUACUUGGGACGUUCUCGUGGACCACCUUCUCGUAACAGAAGAGAGGAACUCCAUUCUGGACCACAAGAUGCCAAACGCUACUGAAAUAAAAGAGGAACAGGAAGAACCAGAAUCACAGCAGAUGAGUGAACCAAAAGAGGAACCAGAACCUCAACCCAUUAGGAAAGAACAUAUCAAACAGUGGAUCUUUCAGGAUGAAGAGCUGGUUUUAGUGAAGCAGGAAAUAAACACCUCUACAGUGACUCCUGGUUAUGAGGGAAUGUUCCACAAUGUACCAGAGCUGCAUCAGAUCAUAGAGAUAAAGGGGGAACCAGAACCAGCUCAAAAUAAAGAGGAACAAGAAGAUACAGAAACUGUUAAGAUUAAAAAUGAGCCAGAACCUGUAAAGAUUAAAGAGGAACAGGACGCCCUUUGUUGUAAUCAGGAUGAAGACCAGCUUGCAGUGAAGCAGGAGACUUACAGUUUUAUGGUGACUCCUACUAAUGAACAAGAAGACAACAGUGAAUCAGAACCAAAGAAGACCCAGCUCCUCACUGAAGAUGAGAACAAACAUCAGCAAGGAAGCAAACAGAACCACUCAGAAUCAAGUAGUGAUAAAGACCUUCAGCCAGACAAGAGACAUCAGGACAACAAAAAUCAUAAGGACAAAGUGGACAAGUUAAUACCAAAAAGACAUAAAACAGAUUCAGCUUUUUGUGAAAUAUGUGGUAAAGGUUUCAGUACACGGAACUACUUGCCUGAUCACAUGAGAACUCACACGGGUGAGAAGCCUUAUUCCUGCAAAUUGUGUGCUAAAUCUUUUAGACAAAGCCAACAUUUGACUUCUCACCUUAGAACUCACUCAGCUGAAAAGCCUUAUUCUUGUGACAUGUGUGGCAAAUCUUUUGGAAGGAGGGCUAUUCUGGCUUGUCACUAUAGAACUCACACAGGUGAGAAGCCUUAUUCUUGUGACAUGUGUGAGAAAUCUUUUGGAGACAGCAGUACUUUGGCAUGUCACAAAAUAACUCACCAAGAUAAGUGGCCAUAUUCUUGUAAAUUGUGCGAUAAAUCUUUCGUACGAAGUACUGAUUUGACUCGUCACCUCAGAAUUCACACAGGUGAGAAGCCUUAUUCUUGUGAGCUGUGUGACAGCUUUUUUAGAUACAGCUGUAAUUUGGCUCGUCACAGAAAAACUCACAUGCAUGAGAAACCGUAAUGUAGUUGAAUUUAGUUUAUAAGGCAGCAAUUCCUUGCAGAUGUAAUCUUAAGGUGCUAUACAGACUAUAUCUUUCUGAUUUAUAAGGAACUCAAUAGUCAAACCAGUCCUAUCAAAUAGAUUCCCAUUCAGUUGCAUUUGUUCCAUUUCAGUCUUAGUUAUAAUGCAGAGCAGUCAAAUUUAGUGUAUGCCAGUUUGUACAAAGUAUUCUAUUAAAGGAAGUCCACCUGA